Agrilus planipennis (emerald ash borer) is the source of this 1201-nucleotide messenger RNA. RefSeq names its product probable 3-hydroxyacyl-CoA dehydrogenase B0272.3. The transcript has 3 exons. The coding region runs from base 198 to 1130 and encodes 310 amino acids. Gene Ontology annotation, cellular component: mitochondrion. Gene Ontology annotation, biological process: fatty acid beta-oxidation. Gene Ontology annotation, molecular function: (3S)-3-hydroxyacyl-CoA dehydrogenase (NAD+) activity; NAD+ binding. Lineage: Eukaryota; Metazoa; Arthropoda; Insecta; Coleoptera; Buprestidae. The record is from RefSeq and is a predicted model, not a curated record.
UAUACUUGGUUGACAACAUACAAACCACUAGGUAAUUCAGAUGUUUGAACUUUAGACCCUAGACUCUGAACUUGUGAAGUAUUUUAAGAUUGUUUUUGACUUUAUAAACUGUUUCUGUGGUUAGAUUACAUUUUAAACUUGUUUUAAAUUCAUACGUUUAAUAGUAAAUAAUACUUCAUUUAAAAUAAUUACAAAAAAUGGCUUCAACAACAUUGAUAAUGAAAAGGUGUUUGUCAACGUCGAAUGCUUUAAAUGUUAUAAAAAAUGUAACAAUAAUAGGAGGUGGACUGAUGGGAUCAGGAAUUGCGCAGGUAACUGCCCAAUCAGGUCAAAAUGUAACAAUCGUCGAAGUGAACGACGGUGCAAUUAAAACAGCCGAAAAAAGAAUUUCAGACAGUUUGGUAAGAGUGGGAAAAAAGUUAUACAAAGAUAACCCCCAGGAAGCCGAAAAGUUUGUACAAGGAACCAAAUCGAAAGUCAGAGGCGUAACAGACGUCGGGGAGGGGGUAAAAAAUGCCGAUCUUGUUAUCGAAGCUAUUGUGGAAAACAUUGAUGUGAAGCACAAAUUAUUUAAGCAAAUAGACACCCUCGCCCCUCCCAGCGCCCUUCUAGCUUCAAACACGAGCUCCUUAAGUAUCAGGGACAUUGCCUCAGUGACCAAUAGAAAGGAUAAAUUCGGAGGGUUGCAUUUUUUCAAUCCAGUUCCGGUAAUGAAACUUUUAGAGGUUGUUACAACCCCUGAACUAUCUGAGGAGUCUUACAAGUCGUUUAUGGAAUGGGGUAAAUCUGUCGGGAAAGUUUGCGUCACUUGUAAGGAUACACCAGGAUUCGUUGUUAACAGAUUAUUAGUCCCUUAUAUGGCCGAAGCCUUGAGGAUGUACGAAAGAGGCGAUGCCAGUGCCAAAGAUAUCGAUAUCGCAAUGAAGUUAGGGGCGGGUUAUCCAAUGGGACCGAUAGAGCUGGUCGAUUACGUAGGACUCGAUACGACUUUGUUUAUUAUAGAGGGGUGGCAUAAAAAGUUUCCGGACAAUCCUCUUUUCGUACCUCCGGAAUCUUUGAAAAAGUUGGUAGCCGAAAAGAAAUUCGGUGUCAAAUCCGGAGAGGGUUAUUACAAAUACGAUAAAAAAUAAAAACCAACUGACAUUCACAGUAUUGUACCGUAUAUAAACUUUUAUAUUUCAUUAAAAGAAGAAGACUUUCU